Anoplopoma fimbria (sablefish) is the source of this 1343-nucleotide messenger RNA. RefSeq lists its product as uncharacterized. The transcript is spliced from 3 exons. Gene Ontology annotation, biological process: endoplasmic reticulum unfolded protein response. The coding region runs from base 62 to 262 and encodes 66 amino acids. The record is from RefSeq and is a predicted model, not a curated record. Gene Ontology annotation, cellular component: endoplasmic reticulum. NCBI's taxonomy places the organism in Eukaryota, Metazoa, Chordata, Actinopteri, Perciformes, Anoplopomatidae.
GUCUCUCUCUCUCUCUCUCUCUGUGUGUAGUAGUCUCUCUCUCUCUGUCUCUGUGUGGAUCAUGUCUGCGGUGCAGAGGAUGAAGGUCGCUAAUGAGCGGCACAGCAAGACCAUCACACAGCGGGGACACGUGCAGAAGACCUCGCGGCCUGUGAACGAGGAGAAGUCUCCGGUGGGUCCGUGGCUGCUCGCCCUGUUCGUCUUCGUGGUUUGUGGAUCAGCCAUCUUCCAGAUCAUCCAGAGCAUCAGGCAGGGCAUGUGAUGACCUUUGACCCCGGAGAAGCCGAGCCUGUCACACCCAGGGGAGGGGACACGUCGCCAUCAUGACCCCGCCCACCACACACACGCGCACACACACACACACACACACACACACACACACACACACACACACUCGUUCCUGUGGAGUUUAAAUCUGAGCUGUUUUUUCUUCCUACUGUAACUCAUCCUGUCUCUCUCUCUCUCUCUCUCUCUCUCAUUGUGUUUCUUUAACUCUUCCUCUCGCUGGAUGAAGCUGAUCAGAUAUUGGUUAUUGAUUACUGUUGGUUGUUCUUGUCAGAUGAAGUCUUAAACCUUCUUCCUGUCGGUCGACUCACUCGUCCAGCUGUUUGUCUCUGAGAUCCACUGAAGCUCCUCUUUCAGUUUUUCUGACCUGAGAUCAGCUGAGAGGACGUUCUGUGAUGAUGUACAUGUUUCUGUGAACUCUUCCUCCUCAUCUUCAUCAGGAGGAAGGACGGCUGCUGUACAUGAACCACCUUUAACUCACGAAGACUCUUCUCACCAACUGUCCUCUCCAGUUUGUCCACGUUUAAAUCUGACACCUGAAUAUUUCACAGUAAAAGUCCUCCCGCCUGUAGGCUUUUAUUGUGAAAUAUGCUGUGUGUCCAACAUCUAGACACAGAAACAGCUUCUGUUGAUGGACAAUGACAUGAACCUCUGUGGAAUCUGUGAUCAUAUGAUUCUAAAGACUCAAACGAUCACCGAACUGAAGAAAAGUCGAUUCAAAGACUCGAUAUCCAGCUGCUGAACAGAGGGGUGACGAUAAACAUGAACUCAUCAGUCUGCUUUAACAUGAAACCAACUUCAGAACUACGUUAUUAUUCAUAUUCAUCAUCAUUUUUAUACAUGAUGAUAAUCAGUGAAAGAAGAUCAUAUUAAAUAUGAAAUGUUUACAGGUUUGGUGUUUAAUGAGCGAUCAGGAUAACACAACGCUUAACUUAAGUCUGAUCUCAGGUCAGAGCUUCAGAGUUCACUGCUGGUUUUUAGAGGUGAAGAGCUCAGCGAGCCUCCUGCUGGACAACAAGCUCCGCUUUUCUACAAAAUAAAGCAGAUAUUUUUCUCUA